GGCCACCAAGUCGGGCGUUGACGACCUCAUGCGUCCCAUGGUCUGACGGCGCGCUGAUUGUCCUCCUUCCACGUCGCUUUCCUUCAGCGUGUCGCGUGCGCGGCAGACAGCAUCGGUCGCACCGCGCCAUCCUGUCCACUCUUCUGAUCGCACCUGGUUUCGCCAGAUUUACGACCCGGCACACGUUGAUGGAUUCGCGAUGGAAGAGCAACAACCUCCAGCAACACGCGCCUGCUGACUCCGAUUCACGACUACCCAUUGGUCUCGGCCGCACCUGUCUUGAUUAUCAGAGAAGCGCCAACACUUCCUUCUCUAUCUGGACGCAUUGUGGAGGACCUAUUACCAGAUCGAGCGAGAACUUGGUGAACUCUUACUUUUGACCUCUGCCCGGGACGGAAAGCCUUUGGAGCGAUACACUGGUGUAGCUGAAAUUCCUCCUGAAGACCAAACUUUGACGAAUUACUCUGUACAGCGCGACGUGCAAGUCAGGCCCGGCGAUCGGAAAGGUGGCGCAGAAUUAUCAACAAGUCCUGUCAUUCUAUUUAGUGCGAUACCGGAUAUCGUAUGUCCAGUAAGCCUUAUCGCAGGGAAUCGAGGAGCUCUCGCGCCGGCCACAGUUCACAUCGUUUGGCUGCCUUGGGCAAGAGCAUCGUCACCGUACCAUCGCUUUGGGUGAUGGUAUGGCAAACGUAACAUCCCGUGUCGGCGACUCGAGGCGUUCUAACAGACAUGAGAAUCGUCCUCCGGGACAGUCGCAGCUUUGUCGAAACGGACCGGGUUGCAGAAAGAGGGAAGAAGGCACCUGCUACUACAGUCACGAUUAUUCCGAUUCUAUGUCGCCCAAUGGCUCCAGCAAUACGGCGCUCAAUGUUCAAUCACCGGCAUUUACACCCACACUCGCUCACGCUAGACCGGCGAAACCAAUAGGCAUAUCCCCCAAGGCAGCAGCCGCUGCUACGUUCACUCCGCGAGGUGCAGGUAAAAGACCACGAGGACCUGAGCAUCAUAGACGAGGCUCAUUUCUAACAGGGUCUUCGACUCCUGUUGCACCCGCUCAUGGCAAGCAUCCAUCAGCGGAAUUUGUGCCGCAGCAAUCCUUUCAGCAGGUGUCGCCGAUGAUUGAAUUCGUGCCUGGGCAGCAGUUCGUGCCUGCAUCCAACAUUGAUGCGCAAGCGCAAGUGACGCAUCAGUACAAUCCGUACAGCGACAAUGUCUUCGCGCCACAGAAUCUGAGUGGCCUAGAUGGUUCACAUGUCCAGCUCAACCCAUAUGCACAGCAGCCCGGAACAGCUGGCGUACAGACUUAUUAUCACAAUUCCGCGGACUUGUCUUACCCACUUCAUUACCACCUCUAUGCACCUUUUGGUCCACGGCGAGAGAACAUGGCGGCAUACCAGCGCAGCACCACCGACUUCUUCAUCCCGGAUGAUCUGAGGGAAGACCUUCAGAGGAAGUCGGAGAUGACUUUGCAGACGUUUGCUAAUAGCACGCUUCCACAAAGUGUCGAGCACUUUCAUUCACUUGUUGCGCUCAACGUCGGAAACUCUAAGAGCCCGUCCACAUUCGGAUAUCCGAGCUCAGUAUACAAGGCUACGUCCAGCAAUGAUGGGCAUACAUAUGCGCUUCGACGCAUCGCAGGAUUCCGUCUCCACAGUGAAGCUCAAGUGCGACCCAUCAAUGCGUGGAAGCGGAUGAGCAAUGCCAGCCUGGUCACUGUGAUUGAUGCAUUCACGGGAAGGUGGUUUGGCGAUAGUUCUCUCAUUAUCGUCACUGACUACCAUCCACGCUCCCAAAGCCUGGCGGAGAAACACUUUGGCUCUCAAAGACACGCAAACAAGCACAACGGGCAAGUCAUGCCCGAGAACGAACUCUGGGGAUACAUCGUUCAGCUUGCAAGCGCUUUACGGACCAUUCAUGGCGCGGGUCAAGCAGCGCAGACUGUUAUGGCGUCCAAGGUCCUCCUCACGUCGAAAAACCGAAUACGGUUGAACGGAUGCGGCGUCUUUGAUAUAAUACAAUACGAGAACAAGCCAUCCAUGCUCGAGCUGCAACGAGGAGAUCUCCAAGAUCUUGGAAAACUUAUUCUAGGCAUUGCUACUCGGAAUCAAGUGGCCCAUCAGAAUGUUCAGAAGGCGCUUGACUUAGUCGGCCGGUCUUACUCGGAACGGUUCAGGUCAUGCGUCGCUUGGCUGCUUGCGCCUCCCCCUAUACAACAGGAUUCCGAGCCAGGAGCUAUCGCCACGCAGAAUGUCGAUUACAGCGCCAACGCCUUGCUUGUCAAUAUUGCCGACAAGAUCAUGGGGGUAUACGACAGUGCGCUGCACUACGAAGAUGAACUCACUUCGCAACUCGUUCGGGAGCUAGAAAAUGGCCGUGUCGUUCGGCUCCUGACCAAGCUUGCCGUUAUUUUGGAGCGACCAGAUAUCAGUCUCACAAGCAACGCUCGUGGGAACCCAGCGCUUUUGAACCAACCAUCAGCUUCUUGGUCGGAGACUGGUGAGCGAUACUACUUGAAGUUGUUCCGGGACUACGUUUUCCAUCAGGUCGACGCGGAAGGAAGACCAGUGUUGGACCUCGGACAUAUGUUGACCUGUCUGAACAAAGUUGAUGCCGGGAUCGACGAGAAGAUUCAGCUUGUCAGUCGGGACGAAGAGAGCGUGUUUGUUGUAAGCUACAAGGAGGUGAAACGAGGGAUAGAGAAUGCUUGGAUGGAGCUAUUGAAGGCUUCAAAUCCGGCGAGACGGUAGUACUGGACAUAUGCAUUGAUCCCAGUGUAUUGACGCUGGAGCGAAGGGAGCUGCACAGAGAUGUCGAGAUAUUGGGAAGCAUUAACAUCGCUGUUGGGUAGCCAGCAACGCAAGUAGAACAGAUCGAGAUGAAUGCAAAAACACGAGUAAAAUAAAAUGUAUACACUCGCGCAG
Molecule: messenger RNA, 2921 nt
Organism: Cercospora beticola
Lineage: Eukaryota; Fungi; Ascomycota; Dothideomycetes; Mycosphaerellales; Mycosphaerellaceae
Source: RefSeq, a predicted model, not a curated record